Lotus japonicus is the source of this 1044-nucleotide messenger RNA. Its product is annotated as glycolipid transfer protein 3-like. Gene Ontology annotation, biological process: ceramide transport; intermembrane lipid transfer. The record is from RefSeq and is a predicted model, not a curated record. The transcript has 6 exons. Gene Ontology annotation, cellular component: cytosol; membrane; cytoplasm. Bases 216 to 881 code for a protein of 221 amino acids. Lineage: Eukaryota; Viridiplantae; Streptophyta; Magnoliopsida; Fabales; Fabaceae. Gene Ontology annotation, molecular function: ceramide 1-phosphate binding; ceramide 1-phosphate transfer activity.
AUUGACACAGUUGGCACUGGGCACAGCAAGACUCACUCCUUUGAUUCAGCAACUUGAUUCUCUUCCUCUCCUUCUGUCCAUGACAUUUUGAACAGUUGAUUAGAGUUAGAACUUAGAAGUCCACGCUCAAGGUGUGUUUAUUCAUAAAAAAGACCAGUUGGGUCUAUAUUAUAUAUAUCUCAGAUUGGAAGAACGAGGUGGGAAGAUAAGGGAAAAUGAAGAGGACCAGAGAUAUGGAGAAGAGGUCAGAAAUAAACUCUGCCAUUGAAGAGCUUUCCAUGCUGGUUAUAGUCAAACCUGGAUCAAAUCAAGAGGAUGCACACAUCCCCACCAAGCCUUUCCUAUCACUAUGUUACUUGAUUGUACAAGUUCUUGAUAAGAUUGGGCCAACAAUGGCUGUUUUGAGACAAGACGUUUACCAAAAUAUCAAGAGGUUGGAAGCCAUGCAUGAAUCAAAUCCCUCAGUGAAUUCAAAUUUGGUUGAGAUAUUGAAAUCAGAAGCUAGCAAAGGCAACGCCAAGUCAACGUGGUGUAGCUGCAGUAAAUCCUUUGUUUGGCUCACUAGAUCCCUAGAUUUCUCCUCAGCCUUGUUACAAGCACUAGCAAAAGAUCCUAAAAAGAAUAUGGAGCAAGCAGUUCAAGAAUCUUAUGCUGCAACUUUGACACCAUGGCAUGGAUGGAUUGCAUCAGCAGCUUUCAAGGUGGCUGUAAAACUAGUGCCUGAUACUGAAACUUUCGUGGAUCUCCUCAGGGGGAAAAAUGAAGACUAUGAGACCCUAAAGGAGAAUAUGCAGAUCCUGGUUUCUUUGCUUGUGCCUUUUCUUGAGGAUAUCCAUUGUCUUCUGAAAGCAUAUGACUUGGACAAGCUUAAGUCAAGCUGAAGUCAAGAUAGAAGAACUUCUCAACAGCUUUGUGUAGUGUAUAUAGUUUGGUUUCUUUGUAAAUUGCUUGUAUAGUAAAUUUUGUGUCAACACAGCACUGUAGUUACAAGUUUGUAUCCGGAUGGUCAAUAUAGAUGGUUAUACACCAUUUUUGUUAUUAGAA